AUGACUCCUAACCUGGCCCCGUCCAAUCCUAGCGGCACCGUCUUAAAGUCUCCGAAGUUCUAUUCCUAUAACUCUGAACGGCAUCCCCUUCCUGCCCGCCCGCCAGUGGAGGUUUGCAUGGAUAAUGGCGUGCAUUCAGAUGCUCAAACCACUCGAGAUGAGCUAGAGGAUUUGGAGCGAGCAACCUCCGCCGAUCCUCACCCUCAAACUUUCAGCUCUGAGGACACUUUGCUAAGGCAAGUCCUACCAGGCACCGAGAAUAUUGAUCCUGCAAUAAUAAACAAUAAUAUCUUCCCGCGUACCGAGCACAUCCAAGCAAGUCAGGAUCCUGCUGUUACAGACGGACAUCUGUCACAGAGCCCUUGCUUUCCCAGUACAGAUCCGCCCUUACAGUCAAGCCGACACGGUGCAGAGGACAUGAUAAUGCCUGAUCUCCAGUAUCCAAGAGUGGCGAAACGUUUGAACGCUAGGAAGCGAUACAUCGGAAAUGGCACCAGUUCGGCUCCCAAGUCAGGCGCUAAACGCCGCAAGAAUCUUGCUUUUCCCGCCUUUCGUUCUCAGUUCUUGGCCAUGUCAGUUGAAGAUCGACUACAAUUCUUGUCCUGGCUGUUUGAGGGUGCUUUAUCACAUUGCAUUUCUACGUCUUUAGACAUGAAUACCGCAUCUACCUUCAGCAGCAGUCCUGAUCUUGACACGCCAAUAGCAUAUGAUCUUGGCUGCGACUACCAAACCUUAAUUACCCAACCAGUUCACACCCACAACGCCCAUCCCACACGAAAGGGCCGACCCUGGUCUGUAGAGGAAGACCGUCUUUUGGUGAAGCUUAGAGAGGAACAAAACCUGGCUUGGUCGGAGGUGGCAAGACGCUUUGCACAAACGUUUCCGGGGAGGAAUACUAUGCACUUCUCCCUUCCUCUCCUGUUUACUGUUGUGUUUAUGGACUAUGAACGCGCAGUAGAGAACAUUGUUAAGUUGCAUUAA
Molecule: messenger RNA, 981 nt
Organism: Aspergillus tanneri
Lineage: Eukaryota; Fungi; Ascomycota; Eurotiomycetes; Eurotiales; Aspergillaceae
Exons: 2
Coding region: 1-981 (326 amino acids)
Source: RefSeq, a predicted model, not a curated record